This is a messenger RNA of Notothenia coriiceps (black rockcod), 4203 nucleotides long. RefSeq names its product melatonin receptor 1Bb (gene mtnr1bb). Gene Ontology annotation, molecular function: melatonin receptor activity. The transcript has 4 exons. Gene Ontology annotation, cellular component: plasma membrane. The coding region runs from base 644 to 1738 and encodes 364 amino acids. The record is from RefSeq and is a predicted model, not a curated record. Gene Ontology annotation, biological process: G protein-coupled receptor signaling pathway. NCBI's taxonomy places the organism in Eukaryota, Metazoa, Chordata, Actinopteri, Perciformes, Nototheniidae.
CUGAGGGCAUCUCCGUGAUAUUUACCACUGAGCCUCCUCGGCACACACAGCGCCGGCUGCGUCGUACUUGGUCGAAUUGUAAGGGCAUCAAAAAUGGAACGGGAAGACACUUUGUUGUCCUCGGUUUUUGCAGAUGAUAUUGAAUAAAACACAAGGACUCCAGGGCGGUGUAAUGGUUUGACAUGUUUUGUCAUCAUGUCUUACGUUGGCGCACGAGACGAGUCUGUGAUGCCAAGCAGCAAGCCAGAAGCACUCGAAGAGGAUAAAGACUUGAAUGUAAGUAGUUUUAUGAAACGUUAUUUGAACGAUAAUUAAGUGACAUCUUCUCACCAAGAAGGAGGCGUGGCGCCAUUGGGUGUCCGAUCAGCUGUCCGAUCAGCUGUCCUUGGCAUACGGAUGACUUUUGCGCCGACACAAAUGAAGAGAAGACUCCAUGUGACACUAUAUAAAGGUCACGAAUGAAAACCACAUGGUUAAACGAACUCCUCUCGACUUUAUGUAGCAGAAUUUACGUGCGUUUUGGAAUUUGGAGAGGCAUCCAGGCGCGAUCCAUGUUUUGUUUAGGACACACAGGUACCGGCGGUACCUGCGGGACUUAAAGCACAGUUUGGACUUAAAGGCAGCGUUGGGCUGUGGGCCAGUGAUGCCGGAAACAUUCACACUCAUAAAGAACCGGACAGAGCCACGGCUGGGGCAGCUGGAGCGCGCACUGGCCACGGACGAGAGCGCUCGCCCCGCCUGGGUCAUAGCAAUCCUGGCCAGCGUCUUGAUCUUCACCACGGUGGUGGACGUGCUGGGAAAUCUGCUAGUUAUCAUAUCCGUGUUCAGGAACCGCAAACUGAGGAACUCUGGUAAUGUGUUCGUGGUGAGUUUGGCCUUUGCUGAUCUUGUGGUAGCUUUCUACCCCUACCCCAUGGUUCUCUAUGCUCUCUUCCACGAUGGAUGGUCAGUGGGGAACACACAAUGCAUGGUCAGCGGUUUUGUUAUGGGGCUGAGUGUCAUUGGCUCCAUUUUCAACAUCACCGGGAUUGCAGUGAACAGAUACUGCUACAUCUGUCACUCAUUCUCCUACAGUCGGCUGUACAGCUAUCGCAACACUCUGCUGUUUGUUGCCUUGAUUUGGGUUCUCACGGUCGUGGCCAUAAUCCCAAACUUGUUCGUCGGCUCCCUGCGCUACGACCCGAGGGUUUACUCCUGCACCUUCGACCAGAAUGUCAGCAGCUCCUACACAGUGGCCGUGGUGGUGGUUCACUUCCUGGUUCCCAUUGCUGUGGUUACCUUCUGUUAUCUACGCAUCUGGGUACUUGUGAUUCAGGUGCGACGCAAAGUGAAAUCAGAGGAGAGUCCUCGCAUCAGACCGAGUGACGUGCGGAAUUUCAUCACCAUGUUUGUGGUGUUCGUGCUGUUUGCCAUCUGCUGGGCUCCACUUAACCUGAUUGGCUUGGCGGUGGCCAUCGAUCCGUCUCAUGUGGUUCCCCGGAUCCCAGAAUGGCUUUUUGUGGUCAGCUACUUCAUGGCCUACUUUAACAGUUGUCUGAAUGCCAUCAUCUAUGGCUUACUCAACCGGAAUUUCAGGAACGAGUACAAACGCAUUGUCACAUCAAACUGGAUGGUUCGGCUCUUUGUGACGGAGACUUCGCGAGGCGCCACGGACGGCAGGAGCGUGAGGAGCAAGCAGUCGCCGCCUCAACCGAUCAACAACAACGACUCUCUCAGAGAUCGUUCAAACAAAGAAUGACUUUGAAAUCUAUGAGCCUGUUAAAUGGUAAUCCCUGUUUUUAUGUGACAUCCAGUCAGUUGUGCAGCUAAAGUGUCACAGAUGAAACUGACAUACAUACGUAGCUUGGUUUGAGUUAAAUGACAUUGAUCGGAAUAAAGUGCAGGGUAACUUGUCAAAAAGUGUUUCAAUCAUCAAAAGUAUUGGAGAAUCAUGUAAUGAUUUAUUUUUGGUUUUGGUUUGAGUGAGCAUUUCACUCAACAACUUUGCUAAAGUGCGAAACAGGGUUGAGUUUCCACUACAAAGUAUUAACAGAUUAAACAGAUCUGCUUUGUCCUGGUAGAACAGAGCCAAGUAUUGCAGUUUCAUUGUACUCGUACAUCUCAAAACAAUAUGAAUGGUAAAUUAAUAAUUCACAAAAAUGUAACAUCCUUUAUUGUCUGCUGGUGUGGACCCGGGGUAAUCACUGGUAAACAUGUAGCCUACUACUGUUUAGUAACUUCAAAAGCCUCAAAUAACUUGCCUCAAAUGAAUGCUAGAGUUGUAGAAGAGGAGAUAAUGUCUUUGUGUACAUAAUCAGUAUGAUGUGGUGACAGUAAUGUAACGUUUUUGCACUGAAAUAAAUGAAAAACACAAACUUAGUAAUGAACAUAAAACAUAAUUCAGGAAAUUAGCAACAAGUCAUGCACAAAGCUAGAACCACACAAUAUAAGAUGUGCCAAUUAACAUGGCUGUUUUUAGUUUUCAGUUCCAAAACAAAUGUGGAGGAAACCCACAUAUCUGCUGCUGCUGUAUCGAUUGCUUCUACAAAUACUGCACAACUGCUUUGGUUUGAAAACUAAAAUGUAUCGCUGUACCAUUUAGUGAAAUGUAACUGGGAGCUGCAUGUAAAUACUCACCUCAUAGUAUUUUUGUAUGUGGUAAAAAAAAAAUCUGAAAAGAAUACCCAUCUUUUUCCCUGAAGGCUUAAUUUGAUAUUACAAUAAAUUGAUUUCUCUAAUGUUUUCCCCCCAAAAUAUUACAAUAAGUCACAAUUACAUUAUAUUGGCUCCUAAUUUUCUAAUGUUCUGUUAUAUCAGUGCAAUAUGAGUUUAUAAAGAGCACAAAAACAUCUCAACAUAUUUCAUCAUGUGUAGUUAAAGCCAAAUGUAUAGCUUGUAGCGUUACACAAUAAAUACAAAUAUUUAAAAAAGAAUACAUUGUGAUACAAACUACAAAACUGUGAAGAUAGGGCUAUUAAAACAAAGGAACUCAAUACAUAUAUAUUCAGUCUUAACCUAUUCAUUUACUAUUUAAUUUAGAGAAUAUCAGUGGUGGUAUGAAAGUACAUUUCCUCAAGUACUGUGCUGAAAUUGAUUUAUUAGGUAUUUUUAAGGAAGGGCUUUAAGUUUAUUUUGAUGCUAAUACUCUUUGUAGUAUCACAUACAGUUAGUACUUCUUUCCGCACUGUAGAAAACCCACAGUGCAGACUUUACACAGCGAGUGCACAACUCCAUACACUGAUGGCAACAUAUUAACAACAUCGUAGUACAAUUUUCCAUGAAUAGCCAAGUACUACAGCAUGUGCACAAGAACACUUUGCUAUGCAAUUUGAAACAAAGUGGUCCUGAUUCAAUAUCAGUUGCAACUAAAACCCAUAUCCAGUUGAAAAUAGUCCUUCACCUUGCUAUAUUUAUUUAUUUGACUGAUUCAGUGCAAAAUUAUGCUGCACUUUAGGCCUCACAUCAGGCACACUAAAGGACUGAAAUACACAGCAAGUUCAGGCUGAUCUCCUGCCUUCUAUGUUUGAAAAGCUUCAGCACCUUGAAAAAGGAAAGCUGGUCAAAACAUUUACUGAAUGUGCAGCGAGUUGUAAAGGAGCGCAGGUCCCUCUGAUGCUGUAUGCAGAAUGUGGUCAAUUAUUUGUCUUUAUUCUGAAGUACUUAUGCAACAGUUUAGCUUUUCAUUUCAUAGGUAAUGUGUUUUCGUAGUUAAUAAAACAAACCUUAUUCAUCAAGGCCACAUUUUGAUGCUUUUAACGUGGAAAAAACAACUAAAAGAGCACAGCUAGGGAUGCAUUGUGGAGUUGUACUGUCACUUGGUUGUACAUAAACUGACAGAAGAGUGACAUUCAUUGCCUCUCAACUGAACAGUGCGCUGAAAGAUGUAAAUUGUUGAGAAGUUACUGCUCACAUCUGUAUUUCCAUCUCAGGGUGCCUACUGAACAUGUUGUCGUGCUUCACAGUUUUUUGGCUGCCAUAUACAUUUCAAAUUUGUAUUACUGUCAGUGUGGUGUUUAACUGUGGUAUAUUGUUAUGGAGAUGUCUUUGAAAUUGUAAUAUAUGUGUCAGAAGCUCAAUAACCGAACAGAUUAACAGUGUAUUACCGUUUAAUGCUCUCUUUUUCAACUGCAAAGUGCUUCAAAAACAACCUCUUGCUUAAUGGGAAUGUACAUUGCUUUACCACAAACAUUUGUAUUCCAGUGUGGCUUGAUUAAAUCAACUUAU